Molecule: messenger RNA, 798 nt
Organism: Talaromyces rugulosus
Lineage: Eukaryota; Fungi; Ascomycota; Eurotiomycetes; Eurotiales; Trichocomaceae
Exons: 4
Coding region: 1-798 (265 amino acids)
Biological process (GO): transsulfuration
Cellular component (GO): mitochondrion
Molecular function (GO): thiosulfate-cyanide sulfurtransferase activity
Source: RefSeq, a predicted model, not a curated record
AUGUCACCGGUGCCGCUCAUCAUAGACCCAACCUCCUCUCUUCUUUUCGGGCCGGAGGUGGUCAUCCUCGAUGCCUCAUGGCUAUACGACCCCAGCCCACCAACGCGCAACGCAUAUGAAGAGUUCAUCGCGGGGCCUCGUUUCCCAAAUGCGCGUUUUUGGGACCUGGACGCCGUGUCCGAACCUCAUCCCGAUGGAUAUGUCUUAAUGCUGUCGUCACCCGAGCGAUUCGCAGCUUUUGCAGGGAAACAUGGUAUUGCAAAGAGCUCCCAUGUUGUGGUGUACGAUAGUGAAGGUAUCUUCUCCGCUCCACGGACCGCAUGGACCUUCAAGAUUUAUGGACAUGAGAAGGUGUCGGUGAUUAAUGGCGGUCUGCCGCGGGCAAAGAAGGAGGGUAUCAAGCUAGAGACUGGACCACCUUCAAAUUUCGAAGAAACUCAAUAUCCGAUCCCUACCGUGGAGCGGGAUGCUGUUGUUCAGUUCGACGAAGUUCUGAGACUCGCACAGCGAUCAUCACCCUCCACUGAUAACACAUUCUUAAUCGAUGCAAGACCUGCACCAUCCUAUGAGGACGGCCAUAUACCCUCAUCUCUCCUUCUAGACUUUCCCUCUUCUCUUCUGAACGAUUCGGCAAAUUUCACAUAUCUUCGAGAGCCGGAAGAGUUGAAGAAACAUAUUUCCCAACAGCUUGGGCAAGAUAAACUCAAUCAGAUUGUCUCAGGAACAGUUACGGUCGUUAAUAGUGAGUUAUCCCCGCUGUUGAAACCCCUUUCAGCAUUGGUAAAACCCAAAAACUAA